Molecule: messenger RNA, 2537 nt
Organism: Suncus etruscus (white-toothed pygmy shrew)
Lineage: Eukaryota; Metazoa; Chordata; Mammalia; Eulipotyphla; Soricidae
Gene: GALNT15
Product: polypeptide N-acetylgalactosaminyltransferase 15
Exons: 10
Coding region: 490-2424 (644 amino acids)
Cellular component (GO): Golgi apparatus
Source: RefSeq, a predicted model, not a curated record
AUAGAGAUGUGAGAGGAAACCAGGCUUGCAUAUUGCGCUGGUUUGCACAUCUGUUGAUCUGACCUGCCUGGCUGACUGGGAUUUUGCACAGAGGGACUUAAGGUCCCCUGGAAACUUCUCCUUAGUCACCUGACCUUGCAUGCAUGCCAGGGGCGGGGACCAAACGCCCAGGCAUGGGCCAACACCUGAAUAGACUGGAAUAAAUUCUUCCCAGCGUCUAAAGAGAGAAAGAGAGCAGAGUGCAAUUCUCAGUUGGAAAUUCCUCUCCUGCAGAGCAGCUUUUUGAAGACCAUUGGAGCAAGACAGCUCUUGGGUGCAAGAGGUUGGGGUAAAUUCCUGCGCCUUUCUGACUGUUCUUUUAAAAUUGCAAAAAAAACAAAACAAAAACACCAAAACCGAGAUGGAUACAGCGAAGUGACCCCUCAGCUCUGGACCCUGCAAGCUCUGGACCAUCAUGACCUGUUGCAUCUCUCCAGCCCCUUCUGCAUCAUGCUGCUGAGGAUUAGAGGCCGGCAUGGCCCGUGUAGACCGCAGCUGCUGCUAUUCCUCUUCCUGACGAUAGGAGGCGCCCUGCUGCUGGUGGCGCUGCGGCACACUCCCGGGCACAUCACACAGUCACCUGGCUCCGCUCUGUCCCCUGUGCAAAGCCCCUUCUCCGCCGCCUCCGCCCACUACCGUGGCCUGGACUUUGGGGGGUCCCAGGAAUGGGUGCUGGAUGCAGAGGAGGAGGAGGAGGAUGGGGUCCAAGAAUAUGACCCCCUGGAAGGCCUGCCACCCUUCAUCUCCCUGAGGGAGGAUCAGCUACUGGUGGUCGUGGCCUCCCCCCGGGACAGAAGGAACCAGAGCCAGGCUGUGUUCAGCAGGCAGCCCGGCUGGAGCCUGGACCAGGAGGCCCGGGAGAGGGGCUGGGAGGAAGAGGAGGAGGAGGAGGAUGGAGAGGGAUUCGAGGAGCCAGAGGAACUGAGCCCAUUGCUGAGCCUGGAGGAGACGCUCAGUUCCCGCAUCCCCCUGCAGAGGGCUCUGCCCGAGGUACGGCAUCCGCUGUGUCUGCAGCAGCGCCUCGAGGACAGCCUGCCCACAGCCAGUGUCAUCCUCUGCUUCCAUGACGAGGCAUGGUCUACCCUCCUGAGAACCGUGCAUAGCAUCCUCAACACGGUGCCCCGGGUCUACCUGAAAGAAAUCAUCCUUGUGGAUGACCUCAGCCAGCAAGGACAACUCAAGUCUGCACUCAGCCAGUAUGUGGCCCAGUUGGAGGGGGUGAAGUUACUGAGGAGCAACAAGAGGCUGGGGACCAUUGGGGCCCAGAUGCUGGGGGCCACCAGGGCCACUGGGGACGUGCUGGUCUUCAUGGAUUCCCACUGCGAGUGCCAUCCAGGCUGGCUGGAGCCUCUCCUCCAUAGGAUAGCUGGUGACAGGAGCCGAGUGGUAUCUCCGGUCCUAGAUGUGAUUGACUGGAAGACUUUCCAGUAUUCCCCUUCUAAGGACCUGCAACGUGGUGUGUUGGAUUGGAGGCUGGAUUUCCAUUGGGAGCCUCUGCCAGAGCAUGAGAGGCAGAACCUACAGUCUCCCAUCAGCCCCAUCAGGACCCCUGUGGUUCCCGGCGGGGUGGUGGCUGUAGACAGACACCACUUCCUAAACACGGGGGCAUAUGAUCCACUCCUGUCUCUGCACGGCUCCGAAAACCUGGAACUAUCUCUCAAGGCUUGGCUGUGUGGUGGCUCAGUGGAAAUCCUCCCCUGCUCACGGGUGGGGCACAUCUACCGAAGCCAGGAUGCCCUCUCCCCCCUGGAUCAGAAGGCCAACCUGCAGAGCAAGGUCCGUAUUGCUGAGACCUGGCUGGACUCCUUCAAAGACACAUUCUACAGGCACAGCCCAGAGGCCUCCUCCCUAAGGAAGGUUGACAAGCCAGACAGCACAGCACGCCUGCAACUACAGAGGAGGCUGGGCUGCCGGACAUUCCACUGGUUUCUGACCCACGUCUACCCGGAGCUGUUCCCAUCUGAACGCCGGCCCUGGUUUUCCGGAAAGCUCCACAACACUGGCCUGGGCUUCUGCGUGGACUGCCAGGCAGAUGGAGCCCCCCCGGGCUGUGCCCUGAUGCUGGCUCCCUGCAACGACAGCAGGAGGCCACAGCAUCUGGAGCACACCAGCAGGAAGGAGAUCCGAGUUACUGGCCCCCAACACCUGUGCUUUGACGUUCAGCAUGAGCAAGUGAUUCUGGAAAACUGUACCGAGGGGGGACCUGCUGUCCAUACACAGAGCUGGGACUUUCAGGAGAAUGGAAUGAUGGUCCAUGUUCUCUCUGGGAAAUGCAUGGAAGCAACGGCUCAGAGAAACAACAAGGAUUUGUACUUGCGCCAAUGUGAUGGAAAAGCCAGCCAACUGUGGCAAUUCGAUGUAGUGAACCCAGUGGAUGAACGAUGAAUGUCAACAUCAGAAGGCAAAGAGAAUUUUGGCUCUCACAGUUCCACCCCAGACUGACUAAAAGAGUUUUACUAUUCACGAGUAGAGCCUUUUGUGGAUGUGCUCCUGGAGAU